This is a messenger RNA of Brettanomyces bruxellensis, 1239 nucleotides long. RefSeq lists its product as uncharacterized. Bases 1 to 1239 code for a protein of 412 amino acids. Gene Ontology annotation, molecular function: metal ion binding; superoxide dismutase activity. The record is from RefSeq and is a predicted model, not a curated record. Lineage: Eukaryota; Fungi; Ascomycota; Pichiomycetes; Pichiales; Pichiaceae. The transcript has a single exon. Gene Ontology annotation, biological process: superoxide metabolic process.
AUGUUUUCGGCUACGAAAUUGAAUGUGGUUAAAUAUUCUGGUGUAAAAGCCAUCAAUUUUAACACUUCUCUAAAUCUUAGCAGAUGCUUUUCUUUUUCUUUGAAAAGGCAAGAUGAGGAAGUAGCAGAUUUGGAUACAUCUUCUAAGAAUAAAUCCUUUGUUCCUGAUGAUAGUAGUUCAUCGGUUCAGGUUCAGAUACCGACCACAGACUCGUUGAGUGCUUAUGAGAAGUCUGGAAAUGGCAUUCCUGGACUAUUAAGUAAGGAUGUGUUCAAGGACAUUUGGACAAGGCAGACAAAAACUAGACUGGAGGAUCUCAAAUAUGGAAUAUCUGAGUCCCCUAACUUAGAAGAAUUAAAUACUUUUUUCAAUACGGAAAGACAGGAGUCUGCUGCAAGAGUAAAUGCACAGAGAGGCAUGAAUCCAUUUUUAAGAACAAACAGAAAGUUUGGUGGUGGCUUUUCGGGUGCCGGAUUUGCUGAUGACUUUAGCUUGAAAUCAUCAAAUAAGGUUGCAGAUCAAUAUUACAAGCUGUUGGAAAAAACUUCAAAGUCUCAGGCGGAUGAUUUCGUGUUUCAAUCCGCUUCAAGCAUAUACAACCUCUUCUAUUUUCUUUCAUCUGUCAAAUCCAACACUAGUGACUCUAAUAAGUUUGAAAAGGAGUCAUUGAAGGGUGAUUUUCUUAAGAUGCCUGACGUAUAUGCAUCUGUCCCGAAUGCCCCUACAUCAGGAGAGCUUCUGGAUAUGAUUAAUACAUCUUUUGGCUCAUUAAAAGAAUUCCGUACACUUUUCUUGGAUUCCGCAAACUCUAUUCAUGGUAAUGGUUACACAUGGCUUGUUAGGCGAUUUAUAAAGCCCCAGAUGGGUCGUGGUUCAAAAACGAUUAAUAGAUUUUCGUCACUAGCAGUUCUAAACACCUACAACAAUGGAACACCACAUCAAUUUCGGGCCAAGCAAAUUAGUAGUGCAAGAAAGUAUCACGAGAAGAGAGGAAUGGUCGAAAAUGAAAGCAGUGCUGAUCAACUUUUCAACCUUAAUCAGAUUGACAUCCCUACAGUUGCCAAAGCCCAAGAUUCAUAUGAGUCCUUUGAAUUUGUACACGAGCCGUUGCUUUCAGUAGGUGUAAAUCCUUCGUUUUAUGUUAGAGAUUAUGGCGUUUUCGGCAAGAAGAAGUAUUUGGAAAACGUGUGGAACUGCAUUAAUUGGUCAGUUGUUGAAGAAAGAUUAGGAAAGAAUUGA